This is a messenger RNA of Punica granatum (pomegranate), 977 nucleotides long. Lineage: Eukaryota; Viridiplantae; Streptophyta; Magnoliopsida; Myrtales; Lythraceae. The record is from RefSeq and is a predicted model, not a curated record.
UCUCUCUCACGGAGCUUUGGUUAUUUUUCCUGUUAUCCAAACAGGGCGCUUCGAAGCAUUCGGCAAUGGCGCUCACCGUGUCGUCCCUCGCUUCCUCCCUCUCCUCCCUCUCUUUCUCCUCCCAGGUCUCCAGCAAGCCCACGGCCCUCUCCUUCCCCCGCUCGACACCCCUCUCCGUUUCGCUCCGGCACCGGCCGUCUUCCCUCUCGAUCACCGCCACCGCCGCCGAGCUCGAGACCGCCGACCUCAAGAAGUACGUGAAGUCGCGCCUCCCAGGCGGGUUCGCCGCCCAGACUAUUAUCGGCACAGGUCGCCGGAAAUCCGCCAUUGCUAGGGUCGUCCUCCAGGAGGGCACCGGGAAAGUCAUCAUUAACAACCGUGACGCCAAGGAGUAUCUUCAAGGUAACCCAUUGUGGCUUCAGUAUGUGAAGGUCCCAUUAGUGACCCUCGGCUAUGAAAGCAGGUAUGAUGUGUUUGUGAAAGCUCAUGGAGGUGGCCUCUCGGGUCAGGCUCAGGCAAUUUCCCUUGGCGUUGCUCGUGCUUUGCUUAAGGUGAGCGAGGGCCACAAAGCACCUCUGAGAAAGGAAGGGCUCCUCACCAGGGACUCAAGGGUCGUCGAAAGGAAGAAACCCGGUCUCAAGAAAGCCCGUAAAGCUCCGCAAUUUUCCAAGCGUUAAGGUUGGAAUUUAUGUGCCCUCAUUUGUUGAAAUUUUUUGUGUUUUCCCUCACUUCGGGCGAUGGUGAAUGGUGGUCCUUUCCCGUGCACUGGCCCUUGUUUGUAGAUCUGUGUGUUUCCAUUUGUCUGAGAGAUAUAAGCCAAUUUGUGCUGAUGCCGUUAGUGGUUGGCAGAUGAUCAGUAUAGAUGCUCAAAGCAUGCGCCAAAUUCUAUGUUAUUUGAUCUUAGAAUAUGUGGAUUGGAAAACCAAAUUCCUAUUUUCGGAAUUCAUGAAUGAAGGAAAGAAGGAUGUGUAGUGGAG